AUGAUCGAGAACGCUCUUGUUGAAGAGGACGUCGACGAAACUCCAGAAUUCAUCAAUCCCGACGAUGCUGUUGAAGUACAGGUGGACGACGACGUGCCCAUGGAGGACGACGGUGAGGAAGAAAUCGGCGAUAUGGAUUUCGCGGAAAAGGAACCGGUCGUAGACAUGUCCGUGACCCAGCUGGACUCCCAUCAGGGUCCAGUGUACGCUGUCGCCAGUUUUUUGGACGAAACCAACGACACGAGCACUCUCACUAUCAUUUCAGGCGGCGGAGACGACAAGGCAUUCCUACACAAGAUGAAUACCGGGAGCACCCCCACGACGGUCCCGUUGGAAUACGCCCACUCCGACAGUGUCAGCUGUGUCGCGCUGAAUUUAGCGUACGUCUCCACUGAUCUUUCCAAAACUCCCCGAUUAGCGGCAGUGGGUGCCUAUGACGGUGCCAUUGUCAUCUACGACCCCGAUACCGGGGCGAAGCUACAAAAUUUGGAAGGUCCUACAGAUGUGGAGUGGAUUUGCUUUCACCCCAAGGGAGGAGCAGUGUUACUGGCUGGAUCGGCAGCCGAUAAUACGGUGUGGAUGUUCCACGUUCCCAUGAACAAGUGUCUGCAGGUCUUUGUCGGCCACGAGGCGGCCGUCACAGCGGGAGCUUUCUCACCCGACGGUAAAUGGGCCUUAUCAGCCAGUACCGACGGGACGGUACGAGUGUGGGCACCACGAACGGGGCAAUCGAAACAUGUCUUUCGGCUGGGAGACGAUACGGGAGGAGCAGGGUUGACUUGUCUCGCGACGAACGGCGGUUCGGAUGGGCAGUUGAUUAUUGUGGGCGCAGAAGACGGACAAGCUCACGUCUGUCAUAUUGGGACUAAGAAGGUGGUAGCAUCUUUGCGGCAUUACGAAAUACCAACCACAACGGACGAGAUGGAGCUUCCGAUGAGUGUGGAAGCCGUCGGUUUUGCGGCCCCGUCGGUGAAUCCCAACUGGUGCGCCACGGGAGGCGUAGACGGACAAUUGAAGAUUUGGGAUCUCGCUAACGAGGACGGCACCCACGCAAUUUCCUCAAUGGCAGGGAUCACGCGACUACAGUGGCACGCUACGCAGCCGUGGGUCUUUAUAUCCACCACGGAGGGUAGCGUGCAUGUGUGGGAUGCCCGUGACGGUAAGCUGUUGCGGAGCUUGACCGGCCAUACGGAUGUGAUAAACGACUUGCACGUGACAUUUUCCGACCAAGGCCGUAACGCCGUGAUUGUUUCCGGCAGUGACGACCAAUCCGUGCGGUUGUUUGAAGUUGACUCGGCGAGCGUAUUGCAAAAUUAA
This is a messenger RNA of Phaeodactylum tricornutum CCAP 1055/1, 1317 nucleotides long. RefSeq lists its product with no specific name. Gene Ontology annotation, molecular function: protein binding. The record is from RefSeq and is a predicted model, not a curated record. The coding region runs from base 1 to 1317 and encodes 438 amino acids. The transcript has 3 exons. Lineage: Eukaryota; Bacillariophyta; Bacillariophyceae; Surirellales; Neidiaceae.